AUCGUCAAAUUUCAGGUUAAACGAAUGAGUAACAGAACGUAUGCCGAUAAUCUGUUUCCACAACAGGUCGCGGAGCAGCAUGAGGAACAGAUGUCUUCUGGUUCUUCGCCCAAAAGUAAUUCUCCCAGCAGAAGUAUAAGCUCUGUUGAGGCAGCGAACUCUAGAAUACACAUCGGAUGGAUGGCCACAACCUUGGACGUUGCCGAGAAUCUAGACCGUCAUGUUGCUACUUUCUGUACACGACUGGGAGAGUUCAAGUAUAACUUUGUCGUCUACCCGAUUGGAGGGGUCGUUCGCGCAUUCUGGACGCCUAAUGGAAGCGCGGAGAAUCAUCCACCUGUUAUUGAUUUGCCCGAUGUUCAGCUGAGAAAUGAUCUCUGGGAAAGCUAUGUUGUAGGAAAAAUUUCUCCAUGGAUCGACUGUGACUCUUCUGAUCCAGCCUUUGCCUCGCUUUCCGAGGAACAUCUUCUGAAAGAGCUCAGCUACAUUUGUUAUUUGGGUCUUCAAACGAUGGCAAUCGAGCUCACACGCAUCUCGUCGCCUCGUACUGCUGCCAUUUUGAAAAAAUGGAUUUGGACUAGAAAUUCGCGUUUUACUGUUUGGGUUCAACUUCCGUCUGCAAUUGAAAAGUGCAAAGAUUAUGACGCUUUCACAAUAGAACAUGUUGAUUUAUGGACAAUUUGGGCCGAUUUCCGGAAGAAUUGUGGUAAUUUCAGUGGUGUUUAUUUCCAAGUGGCUUUGACGAUCUCUUCGGAACUUCCCGAUGAGCUUACUGAGCUUAAACUUGUGGACCGUUGGAAGGCCGAGCCCCUAGCAGCUUUUGUUAUCGAAUCGGGUCUUUUUAUUUCUGGAAGAAAUGGAGAAGCAUCAAUUCCAAGUGCCCACAUAAAUUUAUUAAAACAUCUAUGGACAACUGAUGCACUUCGGAUCGUUCUUCGUGCCACAACGGAUACAUUCAAGUACAAUACUUCUAUCAAAUCCGAGUAUUCUCAAGCUCUUCGUCAUGCAGUUCGAAAUGUUAAUUACCGAAGUCGUCCUGAUGUUGGAGAAGGAUCGAAUGACUCCACUCAUUAUCUUAAUGUUAUCGAAUACAAAGAUGUUUUGCAAGCACCUCUUCAACCAUUGUCUGAAAAUUUGGAUUCAGGAGUUUAUAAUACAUUCGAGCAGGAUCAAAUUAAAUACGACGUGUAUGGAGAAGCUGUAGUUGGAGCAUUAAAAGAUCUUGGAGCUGACGGAAGAAAAACUGUUGUCAUUUACUUGUUGGGAGGAGGACGUGGUCCUAUUGGAACGAAAAUUCUGAAAUCUGAAAGAGAAUACAACAACACAUUCCGACAAGGCCAAGAAAGUCUCAAAGUGAAGCUUUAUAUUGUUGAAAAGAAUCCAAAUGCAAUCGUCACUCUGAAAUAUAUGAAUGUGAGAACAUGGAAACGACGAGUAACGAUUAUUGAAAGUGAUAUGCGAAGUCUGCCGGGAAUUGCGAAAGAUCGUGGAUUCGAACAACCUGACAUAAUUGUUUCGGAACUUCUUGGAAGUUUUGGAGAUAACGAGUUGAGUCCUGAAUGUCUAGAUGGUGUCACUGGAUUUUUGAAGCCAACAACAAUUUCAAUUCCACAGAAGUACACUAGCUAUGUGAAGCCAAUAAUGAGUACUCAUAUUCAUCAAACAAUUAAAGCUCAAAGUAUUCCUUAUUUGAGUCGUGCAAUUCCAUCGCAUGGUAGAGGUGAACCGGAAUUGGAUGAAGACGAAAUGUGGAUUCAAAAAUACCCACAAGGACAUGUUCGUAACAAUAUGGAUCAAAUCUACGUUGUAUAUCUUUCAAAAUACAUUCCACUUGCCGAAACCACCAAACCAGUAUUCACAUUUGAACAUCCAAAUUUCAUGAAUUCAAGCAAUGAGAGAAGCGAUUCUAUUGAAUUUGUUAUGGAUAGAAAUGCAGAUCUGAUGGGAUUCGCCGGCUACUUUGAUCUUCAACUCUACAAAACCGUGAUGCUUUCAAUUGAACCAUCAACUCAUACACCUGGAAUGGUCAGUUGGUUCCCAGCUGUUAUUCCACUUAGAGAUCAAUUGAGAGUUGGAGAAGGUGACAGAAUUUCUCUGAAAAUCGAUCGAAAAGUUGACAAUACUGGUGUGUGGUACGAAUGGCAUGUUGAAAAAAAGAAAACCAAUGGCGAAUCUGUGAGCACCCCGAUCCAGAAUCCAAAUGGAGAGAGCUAUUACAUGAGAAUGUAGUGCCUAGUUUUUCGCUUUUAUAAUUAUUAUUUUCCUGUUUUAAUCCUAAUUGUUGAUGUGUUAUUCACUUUUGCGCCCCUAUUGAAUUUCCCAAUCAUUCCUAGAAUUUUUUCCGUUGGUUUUCCCAUUUCCUGUUGCCCAUUUUCCGGUUCAUUAAUUUGAAGAUUCUUUUUUGCUCCGGUAUCUAUCGCGAUUCGAUUGUUGCUCCUUUUAAUUCGAUAUUAAUUGUUUAAAAAUUCAGUUUUUAAGUUUCCGUUAAUUUUCCGAAUUAAAGAGCUUGUUUUAUUCU
Molecule: messenger RNA, 2518 nt
Organism: Caenorhabditis elegans
Lineage: Eukaryota; Metazoa; Nematoda; Chromadorea; Rhabditida; Rhabditidae
Gene: prmt-5
Product: Protein arginine N-methyltransferase 5
Exons: 9
Coding region: 25-2229 (734 amino acids)
Biological process (GO): chromatin remodeling
Cellular component (GO): nucleus
Molecular function (GO): protein-arginine omega-N monomethyltransferase activity; methyltransferase activity; histone methyltransferase activity
Source: RefSeq, marked reviewed